Messenger RNA from Oncorhynchus mykiss (rainbow trout), 2658 nucleotides. RefSeq names its product putative methyltransferase-like protein 24. Lineage: Eukaryota; Metazoa; Chordata; Actinopteri; Salmoniformes; Salmonidae. The record is from RefSeq and is a predicted model, not a curated record.
GAACAUAUGACUCUAUGCACAAUGGCUACUUUGAACUAUUUAUACAGUAAUAAAUAAAAAAAAGUAUGCAAAAGCUGUGUAGAUGCAACGUUUGUAUCUUCCUGUAAAUUUGUUUUUGUAAAAUCCUCAGUGGAAAUUGUUUAAAGUAGUCUUUAUGCAUAGAGUUGUAUGGUUUUUUAAACUUUGAAAUCAAUGGGUUUUGUUUGGUAUACAUUUUUAAGUGAGGCUCAGUGUAAUUCCGUUACCAUGGCCCUGCUACUUUUCUAUUCCGUAAUUCCCAUGAGACUUCACUUAGCUUGUUGAUGAGAACGCCAAUGGGCUAAUAAAGGUCAUAUUUGGAGCUUGGUCUGUUUUUCUGUGAGAAACAGACUUCUAAAAAUACCGUAAUAGGCUAGAUAUCAACCAAUCCGCCACUGACCCUGGAGCUCUGCGUCACCACUCUGCCCUCCGGCUGGUCACAGAGCAGGAGAAAGGGUCUGGAGCCUCCAGUUGAAAGUGGGCAGAACAAAGGAAAGCGGAGUUCUUGAAAGGCUAGCGACUGCUUCACGCUACUGUUUUUAACUCCCCACAGUUUCGCAGCAGCCAUUCGGUCAGUUGACUCCCACGAGGCACCAGACCGGUCCAGUUGGGAAGGAGAACAAGGCACGAGAUGCUCACCGGUUUCCCGGAGGAGGCAUGUCAGCCGGUAGCGGUGUGCAGCGCGUGCUGCUGUUAAUUAUCCCGAUGUUUCUACUCGCGCUACAGCUCCUGGUCGGGCUCCGGUUGCCGCGAGCAGACCACGCAGGUAGCCCCGGGUCCUUUAAGGACGGGGUCGCCUUCACGGUGAUCAGCAUAGAACCGGAGAGAAGGAGCGCGCGCCAAACGGGAUCUUUGGAAUUUUUACGGGAUGAAUCGGGAGCGAGCCGCGUGUACGAAGAUGAAAACGAGAUGCCCAUUGGCGACCGGGAGAGAGGUAGAGGGUUUGAGCUGCAGCAGUGGGCAUCAGGUGAGCCCUCCUUCACUGCAGAGCUGGAACGUGUCAUCGCCUACAUUACCACACCACAGGUUAACUGUUCCCGGGUGCUUCUACCAGGUGAGUCCCAGGCUUCACAGGCCUCUGGAGCUCUCUGGCUGCUGUGUGUGGAAGGCUGGAGCCUGCCAAGCCAUGGUCCUCCGUGUGUAGCAUACUCUUUCAGUAUGGAUGAGGGUGAUACAGGGUUUCUGGAGGCUCUCUCAAAGGCCUGUGAUGUCCACAGAUUUGACCCCAGUGGUCAGCAUGGUGACAGAGCCAGCAGUGGUUACCGUGACGAUGGUUCUGGUGGGUUUCGACAGUACCGGGCAUGGCUGGACUGGCGAGCAGCGAGAGGACGCAAGCAGAAGAAGAAGGGGGUUCUGUGUAGCGGGUCCCGGACACUCAAGGACAUCAUGGAGACUCUGGGACAUCACACGGUAAAAGCCGAUGUGGACUUCCUGUAUGCUGACCUGCUGAGUGCUGAGUGGAGGGUUCUGCAAAACUGGGCAGAGCUCGGAACUCUGGGGCGCAUCCGUCACCUGGUUGCCACGGUGCACCUCCAGUGGGCCGGCUUUGAGGUCAGCGGGACAGAGGCUGAGGUGGUCCGCUAUUGGUUCAGCGUUCUACAGGGGCUCCAGGACGCUGGGUUUCGAUUGGUCCAUAGCUCUCCGGGGGCGGGAAAAAGCGUCCUAAGGCACAAAGUGGACAACGCACACAGCUCUUAUACACUAAGCUGGGUUAACACUGGGCUUAUACACUGAGACAAACACAUGCGCACACCUUGUGCACGGCUUACGCACGAACACACACAUCAGAAUAGUCAGUGGCUAUGUUCAAGAUCAUCAAGACCAUGAUGUGUCAUGGGUAAAUUGUGACUGACUGAUCUACAAGUAAUAAUGAGUCGUUAUUUAUGAUGCAAGGUGAUUUGUAGAUCAGUCAGCCGGCAGUCGCCUGCACUGUCGCAUGCAAUGUCGAACUAGCCCAGUCUCUCACCGUCUGUCAGUCAGUAAAAUUCCACUGCAGUGUGUCCCUCUGGUGGUGAAAAAAGGGAUCUACACCAGUGUUACCCAGUGGAAGGGUCUGGAACUAUUAGUUGGUUGCAACCAAAACCACUCCCUAUUGGGUCAGGGCUUUAUUUUGAAGGUUUAGGCAGGUCCCUCACCUAAAACCUCAUUGAAGCCUCCCAGCAGCCAAAAAAUACAAAUAAAUAAAUAAAAGUCUGGGCAGUGGGCUCAACAAAAUUCUGGGAACCAGCCAGGCACUGCUAGAGAUUAAUUAGGCUGCCUAUUCUAUUAACCCAGUACAGGCAAUACUGGCUGGCAUAGCUUGGCAUGGAGCACACCCCUGACAACUGUUGAAUGGUAAUAAAGUAAUCUAUUCUAUCUGGGACUUCACACUGCAGAAAUACAGAUCAGGGGUCAACGCCAGUCCUUCAUUCAAACACUUUAGUCACCUUUGCUUUAUUUAUCAUUAAGGUUUUAUGUACUUUUUAUACAUUUGUAUAAUCUACUUACGUGAGUUGAGCAUGAAUAUAAUAUUUCUUUGUGUUAUAAUUACAGUGUUAUGUGGGGUUGAUUAUCUGCCGACAUGUGCAAUGUAAAGACAUUUAUUGAUUUCAAAGAUGUUUUCAUAUUUUUACAAGUGCAAUAAAAACAGUUGACACCCCA